Molecule: messenger RNA, 3354 nt
Organism: Wasmannia auropunctata (little fire ant)
Lineage: Eukaryota; Metazoa; Arthropoda; Insecta; Hymenoptera; Formicidae
Gene: Gart
Product: trifunctional purine biosynthetic protein adenosine-3
Exons: 17
Coding region: 249-3278 (1009 amino acids)
Biological process (GO): adenine biosynthetic process; 'de novo' IMP biosynthetic process
Cellular component (GO): cytosol
Molecular function (GO): phosphoribosylglycinamide formyltransferase activity; ATP binding; phosphoribosylformylglycinamidine cyclo-ligase activity
Source: RefSeq, a predicted model, not a curated record
CUCGUCGUUAGUCAUCGUCGCGUUGCCGUUGCGCCGAGAGCGGAUCGCGCACCGACCACCUGUGGCAUUCCACAGUCGUUGGCCACGUUUCGUUCGCAGGUGCCGGAGCAGCGCGAUUAUUCAGGAGAGCCACCGGCGACUUCUCGCAAUUGACGUCUGUAAACAACGAAUAAAAUUGACGGCCGGUCGCGCGAGUGUUUACGAGGUGCUUACAAGUUGAGGCAAGAGCACGUCGCUAUAAUUCGCAGAUGGCCCAGUGCACGGUCCUGGUGAUUGGCAGCGGUGGCAGGGAGCAUGCCAUUUGUUGGAAAUUGUCGCAGUCGCCGUGUGUGAAAGAAAUCUUGGUCGCGCCUGGGAAUACCGGCAUCAAAGAAGUGGAUAAGGUUCAAUUAGUUGAAUUAAAUGUCAAAAAUACUAAGGAAGUCGCCAAAUGGAGCAAGGACAAUAACAUUGAUUUAGUAGUGGUUGGACCGGAGGAUCCCCUUGCUCAGGGAUUAGCGGACGAUCUCAAGGACGUGGGAGUGAAAUGUUUCGGGCCGCAGAAGAAAGCGGCCCAGAUUGAGGCCGAUAAAGAUUGGGCAAAGCAAUUUAUGGACAGAAAUCGUAUUCCCACUGCUAGAUGGCAAGGCUUUACCUCCGCUUGGGAUGCGAAAAAAUUUGUUAAAAGUGCUCCCUUUAAGGCGCUUGUCGUGAAGGCCUCCGGUUUGGCGGCCGGUAAAGGUGUAGUGGUGGCGAAAGAUCAGCAUGAAGCUUGUCAUGCGAUAGACGAAAUGUUAAGUGAUAAGAAAUUUGGAGCUGCUGGUGAGACUAUAGUUGUCGAGGAGCUCUUGGAGGGCGAGGAAGUAUCUGUACUUGCAUUCACAGACGGCAAAACUGUCGUACCCAUGAUGCCGGCACAGGACCACAAGAGAAUCUUUAACGGGGAUACCGGUCCAAACACUGGUGGAAUGGGAGCGUAUUGCCCAUGUCCACUGUUAAACGAAGCGGAAUGCGAAGAGGUGAAAAUAAAUGUUCUUCAGAGAGCUGUCGAUGGACUUAGAAAGGAGAAAAUCCCGUUUGUUGGAGUACUGUAUGCCGGUUUAAUGCUGACUGCAGACGGUCCCAAAGUCUUAGAAUUCAAUUGCAGAUUCGGCGAUCCCGAGACUGAAGUAGUAUUACCGCUGUUGUCGUCGGAUCUGUUUACAAUUAUGAAGGCCUGUUGCGACGGAACUUUAAGCUCGUCUCUCGUUUCCUGGCGCGAAAACGUAUCCGCUGUGGGUGUGAUUUUAGCGUCUCGCGGCUAUCCGGCGUCCUCGUCCAAGGGUCAAGUCAUAACAGGCACCGACGAGGUGUCGCGUAAACAGGACCACUUUGUCUUUCACAGCGGCACGGCCGUUUCGUCAGACGGCGAAUUAGUAACCAACGGCGGAAGAGUUCUUAUCACCGUCAGUAUCGCGCCAACCUUGGCAAUGGCAGCGGCUAGAGCUACCCAAGCUGCUCAGUACGUGUCGUUCGAUGGGAAGCAAUUUAGAACGGAUAUCGCGCAUAAAGGGAUCGCCAGAUCCAUUUUGCAGAAAGGGCAGUUAACGUACGAGAGCAGUGGCGUGAGCAUCGACGCCGGUGAUCAUCUCGUAUCCGCAAUUAAGCCAGCUACUUGCGCCACAAAGCGCGCUGGCACUUUGGGUGCCAUAGGCGGAUUCGGUGGUCUCUUCGAUGUAAAAGCCGCCGGUUACAAGGAUCCUAUUCUUGUGUCGGGCACCGAUGGCGUUGGCACCAAAUUGAAGAUAGCAAUUGAAUGCAAGAAGCACGACACGGUGGGCAUAGACUUGGUAGCUAUGUGCGUGAACGACGUCCUCGCGCACAACGCGGAGCCGCUGUUUUUCCUCGAUUACUUCGCCUGUGGCAAGCUCGACGUUGGAGUGGCCACAAAAGUGAUAAAUGGGAUUACCGAAGGUUGCAAGCAAGCAGGAUGUUCCUUGAUCGGCGGAGAAACGGCUGAAAUGCCAGACAUGUAUCCCGAGGGAGAGUACGACCUGGCGGGCUUCGCGGUGGGCGCGGUCGAAAAGGGCAAUUUGCUGCCUCGCGUGAAUGACAUUAAGGAGGGUGAUGUGAUAAUCGGUCUCCCAUCGAGCGGCGUGCACAGCAAUGGCUUUAGCUUGGUGCGAAAAGUUUUGAAACUCGCGGAUAAGAAAUACUCGGACGUCGCACCUUUCUCAAAGAGCAAUCGAACGAUUGGCGAGGAACUGUUGGAACCAACAAGGAUUUAUGUAAAAAGCGUUAUUCCUGCCUUGCGAACCAACCUGGUAAAGGGAUUCGCGCACAUCACCGGCGGCGGUCUUACGGAAAAUAUUCCAAGAGUUUUACCGGAGAACCUGGGUGCGACGUUAGACGCACAAAAAUGGAAUGUUUUACCAAUCUUUAGCUGGUUAGCUGCAAUUGGCGGAAUAAGUAAGCACGAGAUGCUAAGAACAUUUAACUGCGGAAUCGGCGCGAUCUUGGUCUGCUCCGAGAAGGACAAGGUCGAAGUUUUGGCGAAACUAAAAGACGAAAAUCCUGUGGUUAUCGGAAGCGUGAAAACACAUUACAAUGACCGGGCUAGAGUGCACGUAGAGAACUUUGAAAAGGUCCUCGAGCCGGAGAUGAAACAAUAUAUUCCCAUCUUGGUUGCAACAAUGAGCAAGCCGCUUAAGAGAGUUGGCGUUCUGAUAUCGGGUAGCGGCACAAAUCUCCAGUCGUUGAUUAACGCUACGCAGGAUCCGUCUCAGCACAUUGGAGCGGAAAUCGUCCUGGUGAUUUCCAACAAGCCCGGCGUUGAAGGAUUGAAACGUGCUGAGAGAGCUGGCAUUAGGACAGUGGUAAUUAAGCACACCGAUUAUCCAAGCCGCGAAACUUUCGAUGCCGCCAUGAAUGUGGAGCUUCACGCUGCCGGAGUGGAAAUAGUGUGCCUCGCUGGCUUUAUGCGAAUUCUUUCGGAACAAUUCGUGAAGCAUUGGAAAGGAGCUCUGUUAAACAUACACCCCUCAUUGUUACCUUCUUUCAAAGGCGCGAACGCGCACAAGGAUGUUUUAGCAGCGCGUGUGCGUGUGUCGGGCUGCACUGUACACUUUGUUGAGGUUGACAUAGAUUCAGGAGCUAUCAUUGAGCAGGAAGCGGUGCCCGUCUUUCCAGACGAUGAAGAGAAAACUUUGCAAGAACGCGUGAAGACCGCGGAGCAUCAAGCCUAUCCUCGUGCCUUAAAACAUCUGGCGACUGGUCGUAUAAAACUGAAGGAAGACGGCGCUCUUCACUGGAAUUAUUAGAGAUCGCAUGUACAUACCUAUACAUAUACCGGGUUUAUAAAAAAAAGUACAGAAAUUAUAUUUUUUUAUACUGUUA